UCUAGCUAUUGUUGCGUUGAGAUGGAUCAGAGCGAGCUGCGUUUGUCUGGCGAAUUUAGCGACUUGACCGUCCAAAUUGGUGGCCAACAGCUGCAUCUCCACCGGUUUCCACUUGUUGCAUGUUCCGAUUACUUUCGAGGUCUAGAACGAUCAGGUAUGAGUGAUACUGCUUUGGUAACUCUCGACCAUUUACCCGGCGGAUAUGAUACGAUGAAUUUGAUUGCCGAUUUUUGUUAUGGGCUCCCUAUUGAGGACAAACUGACAACUAAAAAUAUUGGUCACGUGACGUGUGCAGCCUUCUAUUUACAGAUGUCUGGAUCUGAUAAUCUUAGUGAAAUAUGUCAAUCUAAGCUAAAGAAAUUGACAAGUGAUGUUUCUAAUUGUUUGGAUAUAUUGGUGAAUUGUGUUGAAAUUGCAGAAGUAGCUCAAUCAGAGGGAGUGAGUACAUUUUGUGUGAAGGCUGCCGUUGAGCAUUGGUGUAUAGGAAUACAGGCAAAGAAAUGGAAUGAGUUGACAAAUAGGCAAUCAGAAACAGCAUCUUUGCGAUUGUCGCAGUUGAAGAAACUUCCAGUUAAUUGGACGGCUGCUGUCAUUGAUUUGAUGCAAACCAGUAAUUGCUGCAGUGCUUGGAGUACGUACUUUGUUGCAGGAUACAUAGAUUUUAUAAUGCAGUGCUUUACCAAUGUGAGAAAGACAGCAUCUCCUUAUGCCACGCUGAGCAACGUGGACGGAACACGUGAACCUAUAGUUAUGGCAGAGCCGCCAAAUCCUAUAGAGAUCCCAUCUUUCUCUUGCUCAUCAAAGGUUUCUGAUCAUUCGACAGCUGCUGCCACAUGUUUCUCUGAGAAAGAUGAAGCUUUAGUUGACUCAGAAAAACAGAAAGCUGAAGCGUCAGCUCUUUCUUCUAGUGAAACUACCUUAUAUGCUCGUUUUUCACGUUGUCAUUUUUUGCCUGAUACUGAGGAAAGUCUUCUCAAAAAUUACUUUGAAGCUUUUUUGUCCUACCUUCCAGAUGAUGCGUUGACGCUAGAAAUACCAACUGUUACAGCCAGUUGGUUAUCGUCAGCUUUACAGUUUUCUUCAGUGUUUGUAUCCCAAAGCGAACAAAGGUUGACAGCCUUGUGUGCAAAAAGCUACAGACAACUUACCGGAAAAGACGUUAUUGAAUUUACGUCUAGAGUGAUGGCUAAUCUAAACAAUUGUGUUCACACCAAUGGAUAUAAAGACUUUAGCAUGCUAAAGGUUACAGAGCUGUCUGAUUAUUAUCUCAAUUACCACGCAGAACGAGGCACGAUUUCGGCCGCUCAAUUUAUAGAAACUUUGCAGUCAACGUUGUGGAGCUCUCGUUCAUCUUUUGACUCUCCGUUCGAGGCCUUGGAGAAACUGCUGCAAUCAGAUGAAAGUCAAGGUGGUCUAAUUUUACAAACAACUGUAACCGAAAUAAUUGAACUAAUAGAUUUUACCAAGCUCAGCCAAGAUGCACUAGAGAGAGCGUCGACAAACAGUCGCAUUCCUAGUAGAGCUACAAUGGAAGCUGCCCUUCGUGUUUGUUCCAGACUUAGGAAUGAACUCCAUCGAUCCCAAGCAAAUUUUGAGUCUUACCGACAAGAGACGGCUAGACUACAACGCUUACUUCAUGAUACAGAGGCUAAAGUAAAUGAGCUAGAAUUGUUCCGCCGGUUGAACGGUACAUGGACUUCUAGAACGCUAUUCGAUGCUCCGGCUCGCUUUCAUCAUCAACAAAAAACUGAUUUUUCUCUACACAUAGCUCAGCCUCACAAACAAGAGGAUACUAACAUGAUUUCAUUCACAAUAACAGCUACCAGUAAGUUGAAACACGAUCUCUCUAGAGGGAGACCGAGGAGACAGUCGAGUUACACUCGCGUCAGACCAGCAUACAUUUUGCCAUUGAGAAAUGACAAAGGUGAUGCUGAUGUCAGUAGCCAGCACGUAUGGGACAACUGGUAUCAAACGACAGCAGAACCAUGGGAUAGGAUACAGAUGCCUACUUUCUUGGUGUAUGAUCUACGCGACGAUUGCAUUUUUGUUCCACCGCUGCAGUCAUCAGGUUUCGGGGAAAGGAGACUUGUACGUUUGACUAAAUUUCCAUAGGACAUUUAGAAAACAAUUUUUGUAAAACAAAUACGGAGUUUGUCAACAUUUCAUAAUGUAGCUAUCGAUUUGUUAUUGCUAUGUACUGAUUGUUGCUCAACGGCUGUUUUAUUAGAUCUAAUAUGUACCACUAUUAUGGUAUGC
Molecule: messenger RNA, 2256 nt
Organism: Corticium candelabrum
Lineage: Eukaryota; Metazoa; Porifera; Homoscleromorpha; Homosclerophorida; Plakinidae
Exons: 1
Coding region: 22-2112 (696 amino acids)
Molecular function (GO): protein binding
Source: RefSeq, a predicted model, not a curated record